Molecule: messenger RNA, 925 nt
Organism: Elaeis guineensis (African oil palm)
Lineage: Eukaryota; Viridiplantae; Streptophyta; Magnoliopsida; Arecales; Arecaceae
Source: RefSeq, a predicted model, not a curated record
AUUUAUAUUUUUACUGUUUCCUAUGAUCCAUCUGGCUCAAGUACUGUUCACACGCUCCGCAUCAUCAACAUUUCCGCAGUAGGGAGCGAUCAACACGAACCCAAAGCACCAUGCGGUACGCCCUGGUAGGUUGGCUCCGUUAGCACAUCAUUUUCAAAUGGUCCAUGCACCCAAACCAACGCCCCAGGAAUUAUUGGAUAUAUCACCCAGAGCACCAUCACCAUCCGGCAUCUCUCUGCCUCCUCCAAGAUGGAUGAUGUCCCUCUUCAUGUGGUUGUAUUUCCCUGGUUAGCCUUUGGCCACAUGCUCCCUUUCCUCGAGCUCUCCAAGUCCUUAGCCAAGAGAGGCCACCGCAUCUCCUUCCUUUCCACCCCAAGAAACAUCCGAAGGCUCCCAAAUAUCCCUCCCCAAAUAGCUUCCCUUGUAGACCUGGUUUCUUUGCCCCUCCCGAAGGUCGACGGCUUGCCGGAGGAUGCCGAGGCCACCACGGACCUCCCACCGCCUGAGGUCCAAUAUCUCAAGAAGGCAUUCGAUGGCCUCGAUGAGCCCUUCGCAAGAUUCCUCCAAGAGGUUUCCCCAAAACCAGACUGGAUAAUCCACGACUUCUGUCAUCAUUGGAUAUCACCAAUCGCCUCCAGGUCCAAGGUGCCAUGUGCGUUCUUCAGCAUAAUUCCUUCUUCCUCUCUUGUUUUCCUUGGGCCUCCCUCGGAGAUGAAACUCGGAGGCUUGCGAAGAACACCCGAGCAGUUCACGAAGCCACCGGAGUGGAUCUCCUUCCCUUCCUCCGCGGCUUUCCGCCUCCACGAGGCCCGAGUGUUCAUGGAGCACUACCGUGACAACGCCUCGGGGUUUUCCGAUAUCCAGCGCCUCGAGCGGAUCAUCCAAGGGUGCGAGCUUGUGGCCAUCCGCAGUUGCAAGGAAUUCG